AUGCCUCUCUUCGGACACAAGAACGCCCCUGAGCCAACGCCUGCACAGACGACAGCUCCCAGAUACUCGAACUCAUCUGCUGACGGCAGUCCUCGAAGAGGCUUUUUCAGCCGGCAUCGUUCAUCCUCUGCCUCCUCCGCGGACCUCGACUCGCACAACCGUCGUCAUGGUUCCAAAAAGCUCUCCCACGGGUCGACCCGGAGCUCUGGCGGUCUCUUUCACCGUAAUCACGAGGACCCAUCUAUCAUUGCUGCCAGGGAGCGAGUCCUCUCGGCUGAAACUGCUGAGCGCGAGGCGGAUCGUGCCCUUGUUCAGGCAAGAGCAGCCGUGAGGGAGGCGAGGGACCGUGUGAAGAUGCUUGAACGCGAGGCUGAGGAAGAGGCUCGUCUGGCGAAGAUCAAGCAGCACCAAGCUAGGGACAUUUCGAAGAGAGCUAAACCCCUUGGACGUGAGUGA
Messenger RNA from Cladophialophora psammophila CBS 110553, 456 nucleotides. RefSeq lists its product as uncharacterized. The coding region runs from base 1 to 456 and encodes 151 amino acids. Lineage: Eukaryota; Fungi; Ascomycota; Eurotiomycetes; Chaetothyriales; Herpotrichiellaceae. The record is from RefSeq and is a predicted model, not a curated record. The transcript is spliced from 2 exons.